Messenger RNA from Pseudopipra pipra, 511 nucleotides. RefSeq names its product hydrocephalus-inducing protein homolog. Gene Ontology annotation, biological process: axonemal central apparatus assembly; cilium movement. Gene Ontology annotation, cellular component: axoneme. The coding region runs from base 119 to 511 and encodes 130 amino acids. Lineage: Eukaryota; Metazoa; Chordata; Aves; Passeriformes; Pipridae. The record is from RefSeq and is a predicted model, not a curated record. The transcript is spliced from 5 exons.
GCUGGACGACCUUGGAGAUGAGUUCUCUGCAUCGCAAGGCAGGGGCAUCGUUGGGCCCCGCACAGACUUUGAGGUGAAGCUGGAUUUCAAGGCCGAGAAGAUUGGCAUCACAAAUAAGAUGAUCCGACUAGAGGUUUCAGAUACAGAAAACAUCCUGCGCAUUGUUCAGGCUGAAACCAUCAAAGUCUCUGUGGAGGUCUACGAUGUUAAUCUGAGCAUCAACAUGCCUGAAGGUCCAGAUGGCAGCUUGGAAUUUGGAACCAUUAAUGUCCUGGAUAAUAAGCAGCAAGUCCUGAGUCUGCAGAACAAAGGCUUAUAUGACAUUGAGUACAGUUUCAAGCUGACCACUGGAAGUGCCAAGAGGGGCAACUUGGAAUCUCCCUUCACUGUCCGGCCGCAGGGGGCUGUGCUGAAAGCCUCCCAGCCACCUGUGAAAGUUGAGGUCCUCUUCCACCCCACGACUGAAGUGUUUCUCGAGAGCAAACCCCUCCUGCUCUGCCAGGGGCCAUGA